AAUAACACUAGACAGAACAUAGAUGAAAGACAGAGAGAGACACAAGGCGCUCCAGGAUCUACAAAGUCAAAAAUCCACAGGAAAACAAACACCUCCAUACGAUAUACAUAGAAAUGUGUAUAUAUAAUACUUAGACACCAAAAGCGGUUCACAACUUGGAUGCUUUGAGGUAAUUCUUAUCAGAAGGUCCACUGAAGGAGUGCGGAGUCAUUUCCAAAUGGCGGGAAACAUUGUGCUCAAAACAGUCUCAGCACGCACAGGAAGCCUUCACCUUGCCUGAGUCAGUCGUGGUCUCCGAUGGAAUCUGGCUACUACUCAGAGAUGGAGAAUCUGGAGUCAGCCCCUCCCCAUGCCCCGGACACUCCCAGCCCCUACAACCAGGGGCUGCUCCAGAGAACCAGGACGGGCAGAAGCCGACCCAGCGCCACCGGUCGGAGGAAGAGGGAGUUCAUCUCCGACGAGAAGAAAGACGCCAGCUACUGGGAGAAGAGGCGCAAGAACAACGAAGCCGCCAAGAGGUCACGGGAGAAGAGGAGGAUCAGCGACAUGGUCCUGGAGAACCGUGUGCUGGCACUGAACGAGGAAAAUGUCCGGUUGAAGUCAGAGCUGCUGGCUCUGAAGCUGAGGUUUGGCCUCAUCACCACUGCCGCAUACACAGAGAAGAGUCGGCAGCUGGCUGGGUCAGCGGUGGGCCCCUACUACACCACCUAUUCCAACAGCUCCACCGUGCUCCUCCAGUCCGACUCCUCGGAGAACGAGCACUCGAGUCAAAGGAGUGGGCUUGCACCCAUGAGCAAGUAUUCACCCAGGGGAUCCCUCUCUGAUGUUUCUGAUGGGUCGCUGAGCGCUGGAAACAGCCCAGAGCCCACGAUCCAAGGGGACAUCAGGCAAGAUGACAACUCAAUGGACAGGGAUCUGAUGAAGGACAUGAAGGACGUCAUGAAUGUUCAGGUCACUUUUGGAGAGUCAAUGUCUCUGUUAAGGAGCUAUGAUGAUAUUGAAUUCAUAAGUUACAAGGAGCCAGUUAAGUACAACUUUGUGGCCAGGGACAUUAUUCAGUAUGGAGCGCAAGGCUGUGUAGAAACAGUGGACUCUCAUCCUACCCAGAGGGAGGACUUCCGUCUUCUGUCCUCUGUGCCUCAGGCCCACGGGAGCCACAGGGUGGACUGCCCCCCGAGGGUGGGCGGCGGGGCUGCUGCCACUCCGAGCGAUGUGACGCGGCAGUACGGCCACGAGCCGUUGGCCGUGGGGGCGCGGAAGGAGCCAGGCCAAUGCAGGCCCAGGGACUGCGCAGUCGAGCCGUGCUGGGGGCCUGCUUAUGAGCACUUGGUCAUUGAACGGCUGCAACAUACAGAUCCACGCCAGAACGAGGCGGGUGAACACACUGCGGACCAGAACCCGGAUGAGAUUCCACAACAUUCCCUCUCCCAGAGCUUUACUCCAGAGAAUCAGGAGCCGCUGGAAUGCUCCCUGACUCCCUGUUCUGUUAUUGAGGCACCUCGAGUGUUUGAUCAGGGCCUGCUGGCACAUUCCAACGUCACUGCGGAUAAGGUGUCAGACGGCACCCUUUCCGAAGGCUCAGACAGUGACAGUCAAGACAAGGUGGACAGGCCUGGCUACGACACUGCGGCACACUCUGAUUCCCCCCAGAUGCUCAAGAGAACGGCCCUUCCUCAUAAGCUCCGCUUGAAAGUCAGAGCGAUUCAAGGUGGUGAACAAGAUAACGGGCAGGACCAUUCACGUCACGUUCGUGGUCAAGGGGCUUCACUGACCCCCUGCAAUGGCUCCCAUCACAAUGGGUGUAUCGUGAAGAGUUAUGCCGCAGCCCACGGGAAGCGAGAUCUCUGGAGUGAAUCAGGGCCUCUAGAUGUUAAAGCAUCUCAGUGCCAGCCGGGAGUGUUAAGUCAGUUUGAGCAACAUACUCCCAAAGGUUCCAAUAAUCUCCAGAGUGACCAAACCACGUCAAAGGACCCUGACCACCACACUGUAAAUGUAGCUUGCUUUAAGGCAUUUGGCGUUAAAGCCGCACAAUCAGCUGAGACAUCACCAGGCCACGAGGGGUACAAUUUAACCAGCCCCAUUCAAGAUCAAAACAUGGCGAAACUUGGGUGUAGAGCGGUGAAAUAGGACAGUGGUUCGUCUGAAUGUCCGAGACUACUAAAUAGCAGCAAUGUCUCCAAGCAGGGGAUAUCUCUCAUCUUCUUGCUGAGUACCAGCACAGUAAUGUUAGAAAUUGUCCAUCCCUGGACACAGGUCGACACUGGAGUUUCUUUCUGGACCAGAGUUGGUGUAUCCAUAUCCUUUACUCUUUCAGGGACUGAUCCACAUUGAUCGGAUUAUAAGGAUGCAAACUGAGCCAACACCUGCAUUCACCAGGUUGUUCCAAGACUGAGGUGACAAAUCUCACCAAGCAGUAGACAACCCGGACUCUUGUGUCUAUUAGUUCUUAGUCGGGUCUGUGAAGAUCUAAAUCCAAAACCAGCAAGGCCGUUAUGGCAAGGCCUCAAGUCUGUUCUUUGUUGAUUUACACUGUUGGCACUCUAGUCACCGUUCACUCCUGGGUGUCAGUUUGGUUCAGUUGGCAGGGUUCAUGCCCAGGCAUUAGGAGAUUGUAGAACAUCAGCAAUUAACUAGGUGGAUGGAAGGAAUUUGUAAAACAAGCUUCCUUGUGGUGUUUCCACGAUGAGCAUUCACACCAUACGGUUCAUAGCAGCCGUUCCAGACACAGCCUUACAGCCUCGACUGUGGCAUCUGUCCAGACGCACUCAACAGUUUCAUUACAAGUCUCAGUGGCAUGCUUCCCAGUCACACUCAAAGCAAGCACGAGAGCUGGUUGUCAUUCUGUACUUGGGUUGCCACAAGACAACGCACAGUGUUCCCCCCGGGUGUUCCCCACUCGCUAUUUCACCUUCCUAAACACUUGUGAAUUUCAGCCACAGACAGCUCAGUCUGACUUGAGCUUGCAGUUUCCAUCCCUUUAGCCCAGAUGAUGUACAGCAGAGGGUACAGACAAUAUUGACUUAAAGAUAAAAGGUGCUGGAAACAUUUCUGUAGGUCAGGCAGCAUUGACGGAGAGAGAAACCGGACGAAGGUUUAAAGUCGGUGACCUAUCCCAGAGUGGUCUGGUCCACAAGUCACAGAUAUGAGUUGGAAGGUCCUCCCGACUGUUUCUGUGAUAAUAAAAACAGAAAAUGCUGGAAACACAAAAGGUGUUCGACCCGAAACGUUAACACUGUUUCUCUUUCCACAGACGCUGCCUGAUCUGCUGAGUCUUUCCAACAUUUUCUGUUUUUAUUUCAGCUACACUGCUUUUGAUUUUCAGUGACCACUUCUAUGUCCAGCGUCCUGUACCUCACUGAGGUUAGAUUUGCCCAGACAGAGCUGGUGUUGUCCCAGACAUUAUACUUUCACCACGCAAAGAUUCACUAAAGGAAGAGAAGGCCCUCAUCUCCCUGUUUGAUAGACUCAAUUUUAGAUCCCAAAGUUGAAAGGGAAGAAUUUGAAAGCACCACUUUCUCCAUUUUACGUCAUAAAACCUACUGACUUAGUGUACAUUACUUCAAACUGCUGCAAUAAAUUCUGGAGUGUGGUGGCUUUGCUAUGCAGAGGCAAUAAUUUCAUUGUGUAAGGGUGUCAGUUGGAGUUUUGCAGUGUCCAGUGACUGACACACUGCCUUCUGCAGUCCAAACACACUGGUAUCACAGCUGUCUGCCACUGAACCAGCCUCCUGGCCUGAGUGUUUCAGCUCCGCACACUCCGAGAUCCCAGUGCAAAUUCCCCUCAUUUUCAAAGGGCCUUUACUUCCACAAAUUUUGUCUUAAGUACAUUUGUAUCUCACCACACACCGAACCUUUCAUGAACUGGUGGAACUGUCCAAAGGCUUAGAAUGUUGGUAUGUUCUGAAUAUACAUUUCUUAAAAACUCCCGGACAAGUCUGAAAGAGGUAACCUGGUGAAGUUUGAUUCAAGACAGCUGAAAUUGGGUUUAAUCAAAACAUUCGUCAUUUUUAAUGUUUGACCACUUCUAAAUUACUUGUACAGAAUCAUUUACUGACUACGUUGGUGUACACUGGUCAUAUCCUUGCUUAAAAUAAAAUUAAAAGCUCUUAAGAAGGUGUCUCUUGGUGGACAUCUGUCAAGAGAAAACUUCAUUAUGAGAGUCCCCAUAAACAGACUCAAUAGCAGAAGCUUGAAAAGGCAAUUCAUUUGAUUUGGAAGGGUGACCCAAUGCUUUAUAAACUCACAGAAAACCUAACAGAAACUUGAUCUGUGCCGAUGUAAAUUGCAUUUGAAAUUCCUGGAUCUACUCAGUCGUUUUGUGUGAGUUGGGCCGGGAGGCAGAUAUUCUUGCUCCCUGUGGUUGUCAGGGCUGUGUGUUCCACAUCGGGGUGGCCAGUCAUCAAAAGGUUAAAGAGGCCAAUCCAACAGAGUGCAGUGAACCUGACCCCACUGAUCUUGGAUUUGCAGAGUUACCAUCACAAGGAAUCAUGGUUGGAGCAAUUGCAGAGGUGUUAUUAGAAUGUUCGGAUCUGGGCUGCAUUCACCUGACUGUGGGAUCCAUCAGUGGUCCUACUGCCAAUGCCAAGGCCAGCAGCAGUUUUCUGGUGAUUGUCAAUCACCCUUUCACGUCAAUCAUUUCGGCUGUCCAAACAUCAACCACAUUGUGACCAGUUAUUCCCCCUUACUGUGUCAGUGCCUCAGAACAUGAAUUCUGAACUGAGUGUAUAGAAGUGAAACUGUACUAAAAAAAAGCAUGAGCUCUUUCAUGGCCAAAGAAAACAAUUAAAAAAAACUAUUUUGUUCAUCUAAUAUUUGAAUAAUAAAAAUGUGACCAACUGUUUGGUCUUGUGGUUUCCAUUGGCCAGAUAACCAGACCAUUCUGGACUUUGAUCACCCUAUGAGUUUCGGAGAGUACCAAAGGCUUCUGAGAGAUUGUCCCUCGCUGGUGCCCAACUUCACAGCUCUAGUGAACCUCUUGUACCUCACUGAAGUGGGGUCAUCCUAAUUUUUCACACCAAGCCCGCUGAUGAAUAUUUAUAUCUUUGAACCAGGGAAUUGUUACAGCUCAGAAGGAAGGCAUUCAGUCAAUCGAGCCUAUGCUGGCUUCGUGUAGGGCAAUCCCAUGUCCCAUUCUCCUGCUUGGUCCCACACCCUCUGGUGCCCAUCCAUUUCCCUCCUGACGGCCCUAAUUCAGUCCCACUGCCUCACAGAAAAAUCUUCCCUCACCCUUUCCCUUUGUAUAUUUUGCUCCAAAUUUUAAAUCUGUGUUCCUCAGGUCUUUGAACGUCCAUUUGUGGGAACAGCUUCCCCUUCUCCAAACCAGCGUUGAUGUUGUCCACCUCCAUCAAACCUUCUUCCCUUCAGAAAGAACAACGCCAGCUUCCCCGGUCUAAAACCCUGGAGCUGAAAUCCCUCAUCCCUGGAACGUUAGGAGAAAUCUGUUUUGCACCCUCUCAAGGGCUAUCACCUCCUUCUUUCAGUUAAGUGACCAGCACUAGAUUUGUUUUGUACGGGUUCAAGCCUGUGUAUAUGAAUCUCAGGGUCCCAACCAGUCUCUCAAUGUGCCCUGCCACAUAUCCAGUCAGGUUUCUCUGUUCAUGUACACCAUUCAGGUGUGCUGUUUGGUCUAUAUCGUUCUGGCUGUCACAUCUUAUCAAGGAGAGGGGACUUCAUCAAGCCAAUGUGAGCAAAUUCGUACUUUCAAGUGGAGAUACUGUAGUAGGGAGAUCGGGAGCUGAGCAAUCUCUCCUCAAACUGGAAGAGCUUCAACUAAUUGCCUCAUUUACACAUGAGAGACUUUGACCUUGUAUGCAAAAACCUUCUGGCCACAAAAUCAGCAUUGUAUAUUUGUUCAUCUGUUUGACAAUCUUAAAUGUUUUCAGAAGGUUCUCGUCUCACUGUGGGCCAUCCAUCCCGAGAGCACAGUGUCUAUUUAACUAGGUGUGUGCACUUUGUUUUGAUCAUUUACAUGUUACAUUGUUCAUUUUGACAAGGUGUAUAUAUUUAUAAACAGGAGAAGCAUCCUGGUAUUUCAUGUUGUUUGGUGUUAAUUGCAAAGCUUCUCCUUUCUGUCAAAGAUUUGACCUUGAAUGAUUUUUUUUACCGUCCCAUGUAAAUUAUGUAAAGAGCUGUCAGGUGCAUGUUGUAUAGCUUUCUACCUUCAUUUGGUUUUCAAACGACGCUGAAUUAAAAAAAAAGG
Molecule: messenger RNA, 6198 nt
Organism: Pristis pectinata (smalltooth sawfish)
Lineage: Eukaryota; Metazoa; Chordata; Chondrichthyes; Rhinopristiformes; Pristidae
Exons: 2
Coding region: 298-2127 (609 amino acids)
Biological process (GO): regulation of DNA-templated transcription; circadian rhythm
Cellular component (GO): nucleus
Molecular function (GO): DNA-binding transcription factor activity; DNA binding
Source: RefSeq, a predicted model, not a curated record